GUUGUCGAGUUAACAUUGAAAUUUCUUGAAAAAAAAUUGAGAUUGUAAAAACUUAAAAUGUCGCUUCUUUCCCGUAUUCUGGUGGCCAGCAAGUCCUACUCCCGCGGCCUCAGGGUAACCGCGAGCAUCUGUGGCAAGGACGCAAAAAAGGGCAAUUCCAAGGAGGGAAAGUUCCGGAUGGAGAAGGACACCUUUGGGGAGCUAAAGGUGCCUGCCGAAAUGUUGUUCGGCGCACAGACGAUGCGCUCCAAGAUCAACUUUCCCAUUGGCGACAUUGGCGAGCGCAUGCCGAUGCCAGUGAUUCAGGCCAUGGGUAUACUUAAGAAGGCCUGUGCUGAGGUAAACAAGGAUUACGGCCUGGACGGCAAAAUAUCGGACGCCGUCUCCUGUGCUUGUGACGACGUAAUCUCGGGAAAGUUCUACAAGCGAGGUCACUUCCCGCUGGUCAUUUGGCAGACCGGCUCCGGCACCCAGACCAACAUGAAUACAAACGAGGUCAUCAGUAACGCAGCCAUUAAGGCGAUGGGCGGCGAGCUGGGUUCUAAGAAGCCAGUACAUCCUAAUGACCAUGUAAACAAGUCGCAGAGCUCCAACGACACCUUUCCGGCUGCCAUCCACAUCAGCGUGGGGAUGGAACUGAACGAGCGCCUCAUACCAUCGUUGACUCAUUUGCGGGAUGCUCUUAAGUGCAAGUCUGAGGACUUCAAGGACAUCAUCAAAAUUGGGCGUACCCAUCUGAUGGACGCUGUGCCUCUGACCCUGGGUCAGGAGUUCAGCGGCUACGCCCAGCAGCUAAGCUAUGGCUUGGACAGAAUCAACGGCUGUCUGCCGCGCGUGUACGAGCUGGCCCUUGGCGGCACAGCUGUUGGCACUGGUCUCAAUACACACAAGGGAUUCGCCGAGAAGGUAUCCAAGCGCAUUGCCGACCUCACAUGCCUUCCCUUCGUGAAGGCUCCGAACUUCUUCGAGGCUCUCGGCGCUCGAGAUGCCAUGGUAGAGGUGCACGGAGUACUUAACACGAUUGCUGUCAGCUUGAUGAAGAUAGCCAAUGAUAUCCGCCUGCUGGGCUCGGGUCCGCGCUGCGGUCUGGGCGAACUCAUGCUGCCGGAGAAUGAGCCGGGCAGCUCGAUUAUGCCUGGCAAGGUUAAUCCCACUCAGUGCGAGUCCAUUACCAUGAUCUGUGCCCAGGUUAUGGGCAACCAGGUGGCUGUCUCCAUCGGUGGUGCCACCGGACACUUUGAGCUGAAUGUCUUCAAGCCGCUGAUCGUGUCCAAUGUUCUACGCUCCAUACGUUUGCUGGCCGAUGGAAGUAAGAAUUUCAGCAAGAACUGCGUGGAGGGCAUCAAACCGAACAAUGAGCGCAUUGCGAAGAUCAUGAACGAGUCCCUGAUGUUAGUGACGGCUCUCAAUCCACACAUUGGCUAUGACAAAGCGGCUGCAAUUGCCAAGACUGCACAUAAGAACGGAACCACCCUGAAGGAGGAGGCCAUUAAGGCUGGCGUCACCGAGGAGCAGUUCAAGGAGUGGGUCGAUCCGAAGAAGAUGCUGGGCCCCAAAUAGUUUUCAUUUAUUCACAUUAAACUUAUCCGUUAGCUCCAAUAAAAGUCAAUUGCAAUCGAUA
This is a messenger RNA of Drosophila pseudoobscura, 1621 nucleotides long. Its product is annotated as probable fumarate hydratase, mitochondrial. The transcript has 5 exons. Bases 58 to 1560 code for a protein of 500 amino acids. Gene Ontology annotation, molecular function: fumarate hydratase activity. Gene Ontology annotation, cellular component: tricarboxylic acid cycle heteromeric enzyme complex; mitochondrion. NCBI's taxonomy places the organism in Eukaryota, Metazoa, Arthropoda, Insecta, Diptera, Drosophilidae. Gene Ontology annotation, biological process: fumarate metabolic process; tricarboxylic acid cycle; malate metabolic process. The record is from RefSeq and is a predicted model, not a curated record.